This is a messenger RNA of Linum trigynum, 219 nucleotides long. Lineage: Eukaryota; Viridiplantae; Streptophyta; Magnoliopsida; Malpighiales; Linaceae. The record is from the annotation of a GenBank genome assembly.
AUGGAAGCCUCGGAACUGGAUGAACCCAAGCUGAACGAGGACGUCGAAGUAGUGGAAGCUGUUGAUUCCUCCGUUGGAGCGCUGGAAGAGACUGUUGCUGAGGAACUAAGGGAGUUCGAAGAUGACUCGGAGCUGCCAGAAAAGUCUAGCUCCAAGCUAGAAUGUGGUCCACCAUCUCCAUCAUCAUUUCCUUCGUCAUCUAUCACUGGUGCUGCAUGA